Neomonachus schauinslandi (Hawaiian monk seal) is the source of this 1491-nucleotide messenger RNA. RefSeq names its product matrilin 1 (gene MATN1). The transcript has 8 exons. The record is from RefSeq and is a predicted model, not a curated record. The coding region runs from base 1 to 1491 and encodes 496 amino acids. Lineage: Eukaryota; Metazoa; Chordata; Mammalia; Carnivora; Phocidae.
AUGAGGCUCCUCUCCGGCGCCAGCCUCAUGACGUGUGGCCUGCUGCUGCAGCUCCAGGCCCUGUGCACGCUGGGCCUCGCCCCCCACGCCAGAGGGCAGCUCUGCCGGACCCGGCCCACGGACCUGGUGUUUGUGGUGGACAGCUCGCGCAGUGUGCGGCCUGUGGAGUUCGAGAAGGUGAAGGUGUUCUUGUCCCAGGUCAUUGAGUCGCUGGAUGUGGGGCCCAAUGCCACCCAGGUGGGCGUGGUCAACUAUGCCAGCGCCGUGAAGCAGGAGUUCCCACUGUGGGCCCACGGCUCCAAGGCCUCGCUGCUCCGGGCCGUGCGCCGCAUCCAGCCGCUGUCCACGGGGACCAUGACCGGCCUGGCCAUCCAGUUCGCCAUCACCAAAGCCUUCAGCGACACCGAGGGGAGUCGUGCCAGGUCCCCCGACAUCAGCAAGGUGGCCAUCGUGGUGACGGACGGGAGGCCCCAGGACAGCGUGCGGGACGUGUCUGCACGGGCCCGGGCCAGCGGCAUCGAGCUGUUUGCCAUCGGCGUGGGCCGCGUGGACAAGGCCACGCUGCGGCAGAUCGCCAGUGAGCCGCAGGAAGAGCACGUCGACUACGUGGAGAGCUACAGCGUCAUCGAGAAGCUGUCCAAGAAGUUCCAGGAGGCCUUCUGCGUGGUGUCAGACCUGUGUGCCACAGGAGACCAUGACUGUGAGCAGGUGUGCCUCAGCUCCCCGGGCUUCUACACCUGCACCUGUCGGGAGGGCUUCACCUUGAACAGUGAUGGCAAGACCUGCAAUGCCUGCAGCGGCAGCAGCGGCAGUUCAGCCACUGACUUGGUCUUCCUCAUUGAUGGAUCCAAAAGUGUGCGGCCGGAGAACUUUGAGCUGGUGAAGAAGUUCAUCAAUCAGAUCGUGGACACGCUGGACGUGUCCGACAAACUGGCGCAGGUGGGGCUAGUGCAGUACUCGAGCUCUGUGCGCCAGGAGUUCCCGCUGGGCCGCUUCCACACGAAGAAGGACAUUAAGGCGGCUGUGCGGAACAUGUCAUAUAUGGAGAAGGGCACCAUGACCGGGGCUGCCCUCAAGUACCUCAUUGACAAUUCCUUCGCUGUGUCCAGUGGGGCUAGGCCUGGGGCCCAGAAGGUGGGCAUUGUCUUCACUGAUGGCCGGAGCCAGGACUACAUUAACGAUGCCGCCAAGAAAGCCAAGGAACUUGGCUUUAAGAUGUUUGCUGUGGGUGUGGGCAACGCCGUGGAGGACGAGCUGAGGGAAAUCGCCUCAGAGCCCGUGGCAGAGCAUUACUUCUACACGGCUGACUUCAAGACCAUCAACCAGAUUGGCAAGAGGUUGCAGAAUAAGAUCUGCGUGGAGGAGGACCCGUGUGCCUGCGAGUCCAUUGUGAAAUUCCAGACCAAAGUGGAGGGGUUGCUGCAGGCCCUGACCAGGAAGCUGGAAGCUGUGAGUAAGCGGCUGGCCGUCCUGGAGAACAGAGUCGUCUGA